AUGUCCUGUUCAGCCAUCUUUUUCCUCGAUCUCAAAGGCAAGGUGAUCAUCAGCAGAAACUACCGUGGUGACGUGGACAUGGGUGUGAUCGAGAAGUUCAUGCCACUUCUUAUGGAGAAAGAAGAAGAGGGCUGCGUCACGCCUAUCGUUUUCCAUCACGAGGCGAUAUUCAUAUACGUCAAACAUUCGAACCUCUAUCUCGUAUCCAUAUCGAAGAAAAACGCAAACGCCGCAUUGGUUCUUUCUUAUCUAUACAAAGUGAUAGAAGUUUUGACGGAAUACUUUAAAGAACUGGAAGAAGAGUCAAUUCGUGACAAUUUCGUGGUCAUUUACGAGCUUUUCGAUGAAAUGAUGGAUUUCGGUUAUCCGCAAACUACCGACAGCAAGAUUCUGCAGGAUUGUCUUAUUAGGUAUAUUACACAAGAAGGUCAGAAGUUAGAAAUUCAGCCACGUCCACCAAUGGCUGUUACAAAUGCCGUGUCGUGGAGGACGGAGGGAAUAAAAUAUCGGAAGAACGAAGUGUUUCUGGACGUCAUUGAAUCUGUCAAUUUAAUGGUGAGAAAUUUUGUACAAAACGAUGGGAGUUUUUUUGAAGAAAAUGUAAUCUAUUCUUGUUAAUC
Soboliphyme baturini is the source of this 620-nucleotide messenger RNA. The record is from the annotation of a GenBank genome assembly. NCBI's taxonomy places the organism in Eukaryota, Metazoa, Nematoda, Enoplea, Dioctophymatida, Soboliphymatidae.